Sordaria macrospora k-hell is the source of this 1563-nucleotide messenger RNA. NCBI's taxonomy places the organism in Eukaryota, Fungi, Ascomycota, Sordariomycetes, Sordariales, Sordariaceae. The record is from RefSeq and is a predicted model, not a curated record.
AUGGCUGCCGCUACCCUCGGAGAGGUGCCUACCAAGGCCUUCGAUACCAUCCUGACUUUGGAUUUCGGAUCGCAGUACACUCAUUUGAUCACCCGUCGUCUGAGAGAGCUCAAUAUCCUCUCUGAGAUGCUGCCAUGCACCACCAAGAUUGCCGAUCUUGACUACAAGCCCAAGGGUGUCAUUCUCUCCGGCGGCCCCUACUCUGUCUAUGAGGACGGUGCUCCCCACGUCGACCCUGCCGUGUUUGAGCUUGAUGGCAUGCAGGAGAUCGCCUGGCGCGCCAGCCCCGAGAACGUCAUCGCUGGCGUCCACCGCGAGUACGGCCACUCCAACCUGAAGGCCCUCAAGGGCGACGAUGCCCAUGUCGACCGCCUCUUCGACGGCCUCGAGGACUCGAUGCGCGUGUGGAUGUCCCACGGCGACAAGCUCGGCGCCCUGCCCGAGGGUUUCCACACCGUUGCCGUCUCCGACAACUCCGAGUACGCCGCCAUCGCUCACAAGACCAAGCCCAUCUACGGUCUCCAGUUCCACCCCGAGGUCACCCACUCCCAGAAUGGCACCCAGCUGCUCAAGAACUUCGCCGUCGGCAUCUGCGAGUGCGCCCAGAACUGGACCAUGGCGCGCUUUUUGGAUCAGGAGAUCGCCCGCAUCCGCGACCUCGUCGGCCCCGAGGGCCAGGUCCUCGGUGCCGUCUCCGGCGGCGUCGACUCCACCGUGGCCGCCAAGCUGAUGAAGGAGGCCAUCGGCGACCGCUUCUGGGCCGUCCUCGUGAACAACGGCGUCAUGCGCCUUGACGAGUGCGAGCAGGUGGAGCGCGACCUGAAGCAGCACCUGGGCAUCAACCUGACCGUCAUCGACGCUUCCAAGGACUUCCUCGAGGGUCUCAAGGGUCUCCACGACCCUGAGCAGAAGCGCAAGUUCAUCGGCGGCAAGUUCAUCGACUCCGGCAAGGGCACCAAGAUCGGCUUCUUCCUCCAAGGCACACUCUACCCGGACGUCAUCGAGUCGCUGUCCUUCAAGGGCCCCUCCGCCACCAUCAAGACCCACCACAACGUCGGCGGCCUGCCCGAGCGCAUGACCAACGGCCAGGGUCUACAGCUGAUCGAGCCGCUCCGCUCGCUGUACAAGGACGAAGUCCGCGAGCUGGGCCGCACCCUCGGCAUCCACGAGGAGCUGGUCAUGCGCCACCCCUUCCCCGGCCCGGGUAUUGCUGUGCGCAUCCUCGGCGAGGUCACGGAGGAGAAGGUGCGCAUCGCGCGCCAGGCCGACCACAUUUUCAUUUCCGAGAUCCGCAAGGCCGGCCUGUACGACCAGAUUUCGCAGGCGUACGCCGCCGUGGACCCCAGCCGCGCCGUCGGUGUCAUGGGCGACAAGCGCGUGUAUGGCUAUAUUAUCAUCCUGCGCGCGGUCACCACUACCGAUUUCAUGACGGCCGAGGCCUUCAACUUCCCUUGGGAGUUCCUGCAGCGCGUCAUGAACAGGAUCGUUAACGAGGUUAAUGGCGUUUGCAGAGUCACUUAUGAUAUCACUAGCAAGCCUCCUGGUACUAUUGAGCUUGAGUAA